Molecule: messenger RNA, 3604 nt
Organism: Pseudophryne corroboree (corroboree frog)
Lineage: Eukaryota; Metazoa; Chordata; Amphibia; Anura; Myobatrachidae
Product: proton channel OTOP2-like
Exons: 6
Coding region: 364-2070 (568 amino acids)
Biological process (GO): proton transmembrane transport
Cellular component (GO): membrane
Molecular function (GO): proton channel activity
Source: RefSeq, a predicted model, not a curated record
UGUUUUGUUUUGGAUUAUCUCCACAUUACCUUACGUCACUGUAACUACUAAGAUUUUGUCACAGUUGACAGCUCCUCCCAUAAGCUAAUGCUUUGUCCUGGUAUUGAAAUCCACAUAAUGCUCUGGUUACUUAAACAAAGCAAGCAAUUAUAAGAAAGUAUCUGCUGGAUCAAAUACAAAGAACAAGUUUUCCCACAAAGUUAACACUGAACUCCUGUUAAUAGAAAAGAAUGUAGGACAACCCACGCAGAGGGAAGAGUAGAAGACCAGAUAUGACCAGCUUGUACAAAGGAUGAAUUCUUAGUCUGUGCUCUGCUGUCUGAACAGAUCAUACCUGCACACAAAACUUUAACAAAAGUCAUCAUGGAAAUUGGGACAGACAAGGACGUGUCCAAUGACCAAGUACAAGACGUGUCGGUGAAACUUCCUCAGCCUGAAGCCUGGAAGAAAGGGGGUCGGCUACUGUCUGGGCUUAUAGGCUCCAAUGUGCUACUUGUAAGCUGUGCUUUACUAACCUGUGUGUACACUGAGGAUGUUGCAGUCUAUGAGGUUGACUUUCUUAUAAUCCUGUCUGUCAUGAUGGUCAUCUGUACUCUGUGGAUGUUCUUCCAAAUGUACUUCACAUGGAAGUACAAAAAUGCAAUUCUGUAUAAGGAUUGCGAAGCAGGACCAAUAUGGAUGAGAGUGGGAAUCGUUCUUUUUGGCGUUGGCACCCUUGUUAUGGCUUUAAUGAAGAUUGCAAAUUCAGCUAAGUACCUGGACUGUAUAACACCCAUGAAAAUCAUCCAGCCAGUCAUACAGGCCUUUUUUAUCAUUGUGCAGACAUUUUUCCUUUGUUUGUCCUGCAAACAUUGUGUCCAAAUCUAUAUAAAUCCAACCAGGUGCUUUCUGAUGAUUCUGCUGACGCUUAAUCUGAUCAUCUGGGUCACUGCAGUUACUGAAGAAUCCAGAAAUCACACUUUAGAAUUACAGAAGUAUCUAGAGAGAAAUUUUUCCAGUGAAAGUAGCAAGAACUCCACUGAAGAUGAAGAGGAAAAAGAAGAUGAGAAUAUAUGUGGGUGCGUGACUGAGUGUAAAUCCAAAACAGAUGUGUAUACUUACCUGUACCCCUUCAACAUUGAGUACAAUCUCUUUGCUGCAGCCAUGAUUUAUAUCAUGUGGAAGAACGUAGGGCGUCAGAUUGAUGAAAAUGCUUCUGACCACCAUGGAUUAGGGCCAGGAGUCCUAAAACAUAUCCCCCUUCUUGGACUUGUAUCUGGACUCUCUGUUCUGAUUAUUGGCCUUGUGAUGUUUAUCCUGUAUGAAAUUGGAAGACAAGACAAUCUCAAGCACUGGCUCUCACUGACGGUCUUUUACUUCUUUCAUGUGGUCAGCCUUGUACUCAUGUGUCUGGCCAAUAUAGUUGGGAUUGUCAUCUUCAGGCUGGAUAAGAGGAAUAUGGACAAACAGAAGAAUCCGAGCCGUUCACUAGAUGUGGCUCUAUUACUUGGAGCAACAUUAGGCCAGUAUGGAAUAUCCUAUUACUCCAUUAUUGCCACGUUAUCUAGCCAACCCUUCAGCCUCUUGUGUGGUUUAACACUCUCCUACUCUAUUCUGAUGAUUAUACAGCACUCUCUUCAAAAUGUUUUUAUCAUCGAAGGCCUACACCGUCUUCCACCCAAUAACUUACUCAUUGCACACGACAGUCCAGCUACCCCAAAGCCUGUAAGACAGCAUGAAGGCAUGAAGCAAGUCGUUGUGCAAGAGAAGGACAGUGUACGUUCCCUUACAGGUCCUCCUAAGAAUGGAAAUCGUAGAAUGUCAAGGAGACAAACCCUGACUAUGAACAUCAAAAGUCAUCUCAAGAAAAGAAAAACAAUGAAAGAUGUGUAUUUGUUUCUUUUCCUCUGCAACAUUAUUUUCUGGAUUAUGCCAGCCUUUGGAGCUCGGAUCCGGUUUGACAAUGGCUUAGAAGUAACUUUUUUCGGUUUCACGAUAUGGGCCAUAAUUACCAACGUCUGCCUUCCUUUUGGGAUUUUUUAUCGAAUGCAUGCAGCUGCAAGCUUACUAGAACUUUACAGCAUGGCAUAGAAGACUUGUUGCACGCUUGGCUCACUGAGAUACAAGAAGCUUGUGGAUUAACAUAACUACUCUUUUGUAACAAAUAAGGGAAAGAACCGUGGGGUUAAAACAAUCACCUGUACAGAUCAAGAUCGUUUACAAACAAGCAAACUGCAACUCUGGACCUUUUUUUAUUUUAUAUAUAUAUAUAUAUAUAUAUAUAUAUAAUUAUUUAGUCUUUGGGAUAUUUUGCUUGGUAAUGGAAGUUUGCAGGAUUGCUCUAGAGCGGAAUUUCUCCACAAUCAAUUUUUUUAAAAAGAUUUCUUCUAUUAGGUCCAGUCAAUACAGCAAAGUUACAUUAGCUUAGGUAUGAACAGUCUCUACAUUUUAUUUUAGGAGUAGGGGACUCAAAGAUAUGGUGCACAAAAUAGAUUAUGCAUUUACAGUAAGUAUGGUAGCAAUUGUAAAAGUGCCAUACAGGGCCAUCAACACAAAAUGGUAAUUUUAGAGUUGGAUGCAAGCGCAUUGCGGGCCUGAUUCAGAUUGGAAUACAAUUUCUUAUAAGUAGCAGAAUUUGCAAUCCAUGAGAAUACAUGCUGGGGGCUGCCCAUCGGAUCCAUAGCCUGAGGAAAGGAAACUGAAACGCGUUGCUGGCGGGAGACCCCAUGUGGAUUUGGAUGCCUGGACCCUGGUGAGCUUGAUCGGACUGGACAUUGGGAGGAACUGCUGACUCUGUUAUAAGCUCUUUCCGAUUCUGCUCAAUUGUUUUACCAUCUGGUAGGCAUUUAAACCUAUGGGACCUGUCUCUUUUUUUUUUUUUUAAUGUGUUAGAAAUAAAACUUUUUAAAAGGCAAUAUUAUGCUAUGCACAUUUUUAUAUCUUUUACUGUAUAUGCUAAUCUGCCUUGGAGUUUUGAAUAAAGAAUUCUGCUGUAUGAAGGAGCUGAUAUCUAUGGGAUUUCUGAUUAUGCGACUAAAACCUCUUGUAUGAGGUAAAAUAAGAGGUAAUCUGACAACCAAAGGGGCAAGGAAAGGAGGUGAUCUCUCUCUUAUUGGUGUAUGGCCGUGGCUCUUGUGUGCUGAAGAGAUCUCAUUGGUGUAUUCUUUGCUUUUGAACCCUUUUGUAUAUGGGUUUUAUUUAAAAGUAAUUUCAUUACCAAAAGGGUUAUUCAGCAAAAAGGUGUAUACAUCUCUUCUAUUCAAGUGUGAUUACUACAAGGUGGUGGCAUCACUCAAUUAUUCUAUAUAAAACAAAUUACACUAUGAAAGAUCUCGUCUUUUUUCUGAGGAACAUAAGAACAUUUGAAGCGCUGAAACUUGGAUUCUCUUCAUAUACGGAUUUUUUCAGGACGGUGAUAUCCUAUUAUUCCUGGUUUAGCUGCACUGAGUGUUUGUGAGCGCAAAAAUGACCAUUGUAUAUUUCUUUAUUUCUGGAACUUGUUAAAAAAACUUUAAAUGACACAUGAAGAAUGGUGCUGGUACUGGGUACCUUUUGAAUAUCGGCAAAUUAAUAGCACUGUUGCUAAUAAGAAAGGAACUUGAUAAUAACAAUUAUUAUCUUAUAU